Molecule: messenger RNA, 974 nt
Organism: Acanthaster planci (crown-of-thorns starfish)
Lineage: Eukaryota; Metazoa; Echinodermata; Asteroidea; Valvatida; Acanthasteridae
Product: gamma-aminobutyric acid type B receptor subunit 2-like
Biological process (GO): gamma-aminobutyric acid signaling pathway; G protein-coupled receptor signaling pathway
Cellular component (GO): membrane; G protein-coupled receptor heterodimeric complex
Molecular function (GO): G protein-coupled GABA receptor activity
Source: RefSeq, a predicted model, not a curated record
AGGGCCAUCAAGAUGUCGAGUCCUUCCCUGGGUAACCUGACUGUGGUUGGUUGUUUGCUUCUCUACGCCUCUGUCUUUGCCAAAGGCUGGGACAUGACGCACUUGUCAGAUACGGCUAUCGUCGUCAAGUGUCAUAUGGAGAGAAUUUUGAUCAUCGUUGGGUUGUCGUGUGCGUUUGGUUCGAUCUUCAUGAAGACGUACCGGAUUCACGCUAUUUUCACCGUUGCGGUGAAAAGAUUCAAACGAAUUCGCUUACCUGACUGGAAACUUAUUUGUGGAGUCUUGACGGUUGUGCUCGUGGAUUUCGUAAUCAUUGCUGCGUGGAUUGCCUUGGAUACGACAUCUGUUAACAGCCGACAUCUGGAGCCCCUACUUGAUACAACCGAGCCCGAGAAGGAAAUAUUCGACGUUCCUGUGAUAAGGUAUUGCAGCAGUGAGAAUGCUCAGUACUUUACUAUCGCCCUCUACGGCGUGAAGGGAGUGCUGUUGACCUUCGGUAUUUUCUUGGCCUGGGAGACAAGAAACAUUGCCGUGUCUCAGCUCAAUGACAGUAAGUACAUCGCGGCGUCAGUGUGUGUGGUUGCCUUGACUGUAACCGUGACUGUCCCAACGAUGGCUGUCCUGGGUGAUGACGUCAAUGUGACGUUUCUUGUUAUAGGGCUGGCCAUUGUUAUCGUCAACACAGCAGUGCUUUGUUUGAAUUUCGUUCCAAAGGUGUACCUCCUUACAUCAGUUGACGAGAAGACGAUCAGUUUGAGUAUGAUGCCCUCCCAGGGGUGUAGUGAGUCCACGACUACACACACCUGCCGGUCACAGGACAAGGAAGAUGUCACUGAACUGGAAAGACUUCGAGGAAAACUGAAGCAAAGGAAAGCAACACUGCUGGUUUUGGCCAAGGAUAUUCGAGUCAUGAGCUGGACCGAACGAAUUUGAAUGUGCCUAGGUGUAAAAAAGCUACUGUUAAAAAAAGCACU